UAUGAACAGAGUGCAUCAAGAAAAUAAUACAGUGUUUAAACAGUUAAUACCGUGGGAUUUAAAAAAUGUGUGAUGUGCAGCAGAUUUCUUUGUUCAACUGCCGAACCGACCAUUUCGUUGCGUUUCUUUGGGAAAACUCAGAGCCAAAAGCAGGUGGAGUUCCACUUUUUUAUAAAUAUUAUAUUAGGAUAUACAUAUUGUUCAGUUAUUGUAAAAUUUAGUUGUAGUUUUUAGUUAUUUUCUGUUUUUAUCGGUAUUAAACAUGUGAAUGCGCAUAUUAUACUCGGUACAUAGGCAUAUAGAGAUCUAGUGAGAGGGGCGUUGCGGCAUGGCUAUUAUCUUGAAUUACCCAUGGACAAAGAGUAAAUCAACAUGAAGCAGUGUUACAUUAAAUCUGAAUUGGACAGUUAACCACCAGGACUAGCAAAAUGUCAACUCAUAGAGGGUUAACAACUGUGCUGGGAAGCUUAGCCAGCUUCUCCAAGAUCUCGGGGAGCAGCGACGAUGACUGGAUAGACCGCCUCAACCACCUGUGGACUGUGGUGCUCAUGACCUUGUUUGCGGUAGUGACCUCCUCCGGACAGUAUGCAGGGAACCCCAUUGAAUGCUGGGUACCUGCCGAGUUUACCGGAGCAUACACAAGUUAUGCCAAAUCUUACUGUUGGAUUUCCAAUACGUAUUAUGUUCCUCAGGAGGAACCAAUUCCACACAGGAUAUCAGACAGGUACAAUCAAGAAUUAACUUACUACCAGUGGGUACCCAUCAUUCUGAUGUUUCAGGCACUUAUGUUUAAAGUUCCCAAUAUUGUUUGGCGAAUGAUGAAUGGACAGUCUGGUGUGAACAUGGAAAGGAUAAUUGCCCUCUCCGAAAAUGGAAUGAUGGGAGAUCCAGAUGACAGAAUGAAAAAUAUCUCGCACCUUGCCAAGUACUUGAACCGCUGGAUUGAGACUCAUCGAGAAUACAGAUACAACUUCAUCGUAAAGAUGCGGGAGAAAUAUUCUAACGUGCUUUGUUUUUGCUGUGGAAAAAGAGAUGGCACUUUUCUGACGGGAUUCUAUAUUUUUAUCAAGUUUUUGUACUGUGCCAAUGUUGUAGGACAGUUUUUCCUUCUGAAUGCCUUUAUGGCUACCGAUUUCAAUAUGUUUGGUUUUGAAGUGAUUGAAAAUUUCAUUUACGACAGAAACUGGAGGGAAUCUCCUAGAUUUCCCAGGGUAACUUUAUGUGACUUCAAAAUCCGCCAACUCGCAAAUGUUCAGACUUUCACUGUGCAAUGUGUUUUGCCAAUCAACCUAUUUAAUGAAAAAAUAUUCAUAUUUUUAUGGUUUUGGUUUUUUAUUGUUGCCGCUUUGUCUUUUGGAAACCUUUUCCAUUGGAUAUACCAAAUCGUAUUCGGAGAAAAUAAAGUCACCUAUGUUCGAAAAUAUCUCAAAGUAGCCGGUGAAAUUCACACUAACUUUGACAAAAAAUUGUCCAGAAAGUUUGCAGAACAUUAUUUGCGGUCAGAUGGCAUCUUUGUUUUAAGGAUGGUGGGUAAGAAUACAUCUGCCAUGUUUAUGACGGAUCUGGUUCAGUUACUGUGGAAGACUUUCAAGGAGGAGCACUGUUCGAUGAAGAACGGAGUGACCGAGGUGGAGGAGACGCCGCUAAUGAAUGGAAACUGCCAGAUGGGGGAUAUGGAGCCGCCAUCUCUCAAAAGUAAACUGUAAUACACUGUGGUCUCGGUGUCUAUCCCACAAUUCCAGUCGAUUGUCUCACCAUUUUUAAUUGAUUACCCAUCCUGUAUUUUCAUUGAGUGAAAAUCUCCUUAAGACUUACCGUACAUUAUGUAUAGUUCAUGGUAUUCGAUUUUUUUAUAGUAAUUAGUUAAUAUUUUGUAUGUAGAUUUCACAUCCUGUGUUCUCAUUUCUCAGUGAGGCUGCCUCUAAAACAUUGCCCUACCCCAACACAUGGUUAAAACAUUGGGUUCAUUGCUAGGAAAAUAAACUUUUUUUUACACAAUAACUAAAUAGUUCAUGAAUAAAGAUCUGCAUAUAACUUAUUAAUGGCUUUAAAAAAUGUUAUGCUGUGAUUUUGUACAAAAUUAGAACCGUUUUAACAAGAGCUUGGACUUUCUGUGGGAUGUUACUAUCUAGUUUGCUCACCAAAACAAGCUGUCAAAUAUUGACCUGCCUUCUUCUAAUUCGCUAAGAGAGGUUCAUAGACUGUCAAAACCGGAAAGUUUUUUGCCAAUAUCUGCUCUGCUGUGUGAAAUUGGCGCUGUUUCAGCGAAAUAUACAUCUCCGGGUGAAGUUGGGCAAGUGUCAUUGCAUUCAAUAUAUUCAUAUCUAUUAGCCAAUGACUGGACAGUUAAUCAUAAGUAGACCCCGCCUUCAUCAAAUCGGAGUUUGUCACGUACUGCCCAAAGUCCAAGCUCUUGUUAAAACGGUUCUGUCUGGAGUUGGGUACUGUUAUAUCAGUCAUUUAGGAGAGGGCAAACAUUGUUUAGAGGUGGUCUGAUACUGAGGUUUCGUUGUUGUUGCCUUCAGUGCCUUGUGUUAUUUUUGUUCUAGUCAAUAGCAGGUGCUCCUUAUUAGAGAAUAACUUUAUUAAGUGGCUCUGUCAAAUGUUGUGAGAAUGCUUGUUUGCCGUAGUUGAAUAUGCAUCAUAUUUUUGUAGAAUUUUAUUUUUUCUAUAAAACAGCCUGAAUUUACAAACUA
Messenger RNA from Magallana angulata, 2696 nucleotides. Its product is annotated as innexin unc-9-like. The transcript is spliced from 4 exons. Lineage: Eukaryota; Metazoa; Mollusca; Bivalvia; Ostreida; Ostreidae. The coding region runs from base 429 to 1706 and encodes 425 amino acids. The record is from RefSeq and is a predicted model, not a curated record.